UACCCACCUACCCAAACUCUCUCCAAUGGAUCAGAUCGCAAGAAGAAGAAAAAGUGAAGCCUCAUCGCACACACCGGCACUGACGCUGUUGCCAUUAACCUCAUCGUAUCUUUCGUCAACGCUCACAGAGAAAAGCUCAAGAAGAAAAAAAUGCAAGAGCCCUAGCCCUCAAUUUACAAUAUAUCCUCUCUUAUAUGCUUCUAAUUUCCGCUUAUUUAGGGCUUGCGGGGACAAAUGUGCGAAUCAAUCUCUCCGCAUCCGAGAUCAAUAGACUAGCUGAUGAUAUUAUCGUGAAAUCGAAGGAGGUUUAUGAUUCUGUAGCCUCUGUUACCCUCGAGAAAGUUACAUAUAUGAAUGUUAUAGCACCCUGGCAGAGCUCGAAGCAUACCAAUUUCUCUUAACCUGUUUCCGAAGAAGGUGAAGCAUACCAAUUUCCCUUAGCCUGUUUCCGAAGAAGGUGUCUCCUUUAGAUGAUGUAAGAAAAGCGAGUUCUGACGCUGAAAUAAGAUUGGAUUCUUUCUUUUUGAUGUCGGUUUCCUUGGGAUCCAAGGUUCAGUAUCCUCUUCGAUCCAGCGCGAGAUCGAAGGCGUCAGCGAUCGAUGAUUCAUCUGAAGCUUCUUCAGUUUCUCAAAGUAAUCAUAUGUUUAGCAAUGAGGAUGUCACUAUUGGAGCUAUGAUGCUUGCAAUGAAUGUCAAUCAUGAAGAUAAUCGGGUACUUUGUUCUCCUGGCUGUACAACAUCUUCAAUUGUUGUUUGGGAUAUUCCUAAGUGCUCAGGGUUAUGCAACCCAGAGGCAAAAAUGUUAAAGCUCCAUAAAAGAGAAAUUUGUUCGAGCAGUCCUACUUCAGAAUCUUCAGAUUCUGAUCAAUAGCCAGUUUUGUCCAGUUCAUACUUUUACCUACCUUCCAAGAGAAGCUUGUACAGGAAACCAUCCCCAAUCUGGGAACAAUGUGUGAUUAAAAUUCAUUGCUUGCCGGAUGCUUAUUUAUUUGCUAAGGAUCAAAUUCUUAUGUACAUGUGUCAAUGCGCCUCAGAUUGUUGGUUUUUGGAUUA
Molecule: messenger RNA, 1053 nt
Organism: Asparagus officinalis (garden asparagus)
Lineage: Eukaryota; Viridiplantae; Streptophyta; Magnoliopsida; Asparagales; Asparagaceae
Product: probable beta-1,3-galactosyltransferase 14
Exons: 6
Coding region: 527-871 (114 amino acids)
Source: RefSeq, a predicted model, not a curated record